GUUUACGCUCUGUGGGGUUCAAGUUUGAGCGACAGCGUGAUAACGCAAUACGUUCGUUCCCAUCUGCAUUCACUUGAGCACUACGCACGGGUUGGCUUGGGAUAUCAUCGACUUUGUUCACUAUCGCUUUGGAUUUCAUAUCAUUUUGUGAAUUCAUAAUAAUUGUUGACGAUGCCUAACUACAAGCUCACAUACUUCGAUGCCCGUUCCAGGGGAGAACCUUCCCGGAUGCUGUUUCACCUGGUGGGACAAAAAUAUGAAGAUAUUCGCUAUGACUUCGAGGGAGAGGAAUGGCCCAAGAUAAAAGGAGACAGGAAAAGGUUUCCACUCGGUCAGCUCCCAGUACUGGAUGUAGACGGCAAGCUUCUGACUCAGAGCAGAGCUAUAUACCGCUAUAUCGCGCGUCAAUUUCCCGGUGAUUACUAUGGGAAGAACAAUGUGGAAAGUUCCCGAAUCGAUGAAAUUCUUGGGAUUGUGGCUGACAUCGAGAUUGCAAUCACACCAGCCUUUGAGUCAACCGAUGCUGCUAAAAGAGAAGCUGAACAUGUGAAGUGCAGAGACGGUACUAUGAAGCCUUCCUGGGAUUUCAUCUCUGAAUCUCUAAAGAAAGGAGAAGGAAAGUACUUUAUAGGGAACCGGUUAACCCUGGCCGAUGUGGUCAUCUUCAACAUAAUAGAUUUCUUCCUGGACAGCAGUGUCGGUCUCAAGACCUACUUUGAACCCUACCCGACCCUCGUUAAAUUCUACGAGUCAAUCAAGAAUGAUUCCCCACUCACGCAGUACCUGAAGGACCGACAGUACACCAAAUAUUAAAUCAACUUUCUGAAAGCACGAUACCCCGGUCACACCAACGAGGCCGACACCUGGACGGCGUUUCACGAGACCGUUAUAAGUACAAGUUCACCGACAAUGUAUUUAAAACAUGUGAAUCAAUUGGAUGGCGGUGAACUUGCACUUACGACAGUUAAUUGAAACGAUGCCCAGACCGACAACCGUUAUUGAACAUAUCAGCUGGGUUUUUAGUCGUUGUGGAGCCGAUUUGGCGGUGUUACCAAAGUAAAACUAUGUUGAAAGAAGUAACAAUUAGAAAGAAAUGUAAGCAUUUAAAUAAAGAUAACAAAGAAUACGAAAUAGAAUACGAAACAGCAAAAAAGACUCGCAAAGUGACCACCAUUAGAAAUAUUAAUAAUUGCCUACUGCAUGUGGUAAUUAAUUAUGUUGAAAUUUUUAUAUAUAAGAGUUUUAUAAGAGAUGCUUUAAAAGAAAAGAGAAAUGAACAAUGCCUUAUUGAAUUUUGUAAGACAUUUUAAACGUCUAGUCCAUGCUGACUGAAUGACGGGUGGGAUAUCUGUGAAUGUUUGAGUUUAAAUGUAAAUGUCGUGAUAUAGGGAUGGGAGUUGAUUAUGAGAAUACUUAAACAUAUAAUGCCUAUCUAAAAAAAUGUGAAUAUCUUGUAUUUUUAAUGUUUUUUAAACGAUGAAAUAAAGGUUGGGUGUGUGAUAAAUAAUUUAAGUUAUUAUUCAUGCGAAUCGCUCUCUAUUGAAGCAAAAAUAAUGCACUCAUUCUUGUUAUACUACAAUUGCCCUAUACAGUAAUACAAUAUAACACAUGUGAUGACUUUGGGGACUUAUAUGAUAUAUUCAUAAAUCUUUCAGAAUAUUUUUCAAAAACUUAUACAGUAGUCAAUAUUCCUUGAUAUUGACGUAUGUAAAUUGCGUAUAUGCUUAUUAACAUUUUAAUGGGAGUCAAUAGUGACUCUCAAAAAUGUAACCGUAUUUUUUUCUUCUCAAUGACAGACAAGACUACAAUCUAAAUAUUACAAUUCCUUAUACCAUGUACGUUAGUCUUUUUUAAAUAAACGAAAUUUAUUUUACAUUGGACUUGGUAUUAUUGAUAUUCGUCUAUAAUUACUUAUUACUGACAAAUCAUCCUGUUUAUAAAUAAAAAUUACUUUUGCGAUUUUAACAGAAUUUCGGCAAACACCCGUUAAAAGUGAUAAGUUCAAUAAAAAAUUCAGAGAGGGUUACGA
This is a messenger RNA of Strongylocentrotus purpuratus (purple sea urchin), 2029 nucleotides long. RefSeq names its product glutathione S-transferase 1. The transcript is spliced from 5 exons. Gene Ontology annotation, molecular function: glutathione transferase activity. The coding region runs from base 172 to 813 and encodes 213 amino acids. The record is from RefSeq and is a predicted model, not a curated record. Lineage: Eukaryota; Metazoa; Echinodermata; Echinoidea; Camarodonta; Strongylocentrotidae. Gene Ontology annotation, biological process: glutathione metabolic process.